UGAAGAGAUAAUUAACAUAUAUUUAUAUAUAGCGCAGUACUAUUUAUAACGCAUAUUCAUAGAAAUGAAAGGUGUUUGUUUCGUUCUCACUCUUGUUGUUUUGGCUUUGGCAACUUCCAUUGCCACUGCUUAUGAUCCAAGCCCUCUCCAAGACUUCUGUGUGGCUACAGAUGACCCCCACAAAGCAUUGUUUGUAAAUGGGAAGUUCUGCAAAAAUCCCAAACUUGCCAAGGCUGAAGAUUUCUUCUUUUCUGGACUCAACACUCCAAGAGACACAAACAACCCAGUUGGAUCUAAUGUGACACAACUAAAUGUGGACAAGAUUCCUGGACUCAACACUCUUGGAAUAUCAUUGGCUCGCAUUGAUUAUGCACCUUACGGCCAAAACCCACCUCACAUUCACCCUCGUGGCUCUGAAAUCCUAGUGGUCGUCAAGGGGACUCUCUAUGUGGGUUUUGUGUCUUCCAACCAAGACGGAAACCGACUGUUUACCAAGGUUUUGAAAGAGGGAGAUGUGUUUGUGUUCCCAAUAGGAUUGAUUCACUUCCAAUUCAAUCCAGAACACACCCCUGCAGUCGCCUUUGUUGGUCUCAGUAGCCAAAACGCAGGAGUGAUCACCAUUGCAAAUACUGUGUUUGGAUCAAAUCCUGCCAUCAACCCUGAUAUCCUUGCUAGAGCCUUCCAAGUAGACAAAAAUGUUAUCAACUAUCUCCAGAAGCAAUUCUGGUACGACAACAACUAAAAAAUAAUGUGGUAGA
Molecule: messenger RNA, 758 nt
Organism: Humulus lupulus (European hop)
Lineage: Eukaryota; Viridiplantae; Streptophyta; Magnoliopsida; Rosales; Cannabaceae
Product: germin-like protein subfamily 1 member 17
Exons: 2
Coding region: 65-742 (225 amino acids)
Cellular component (GO): cell wall
Molecular function (GO): manganese ion binding
Source: RefSeq, a predicted model, not a curated record